AUUAAUGUUCUGUGUUCUUUGUGUGGAGAACCCUCACCUGAACCAAAACGCCUGGAACAAUCUGGAGAAACUGUGCCGCUCUCUGACCAAGUCGUUCAUGAACGUGUACGUGUGCACAGGGCCGCUCUACCUGCCCAGGCAGGAGGCUGAUGGGAAACUCUAUGUUAGAUACCAAGUGUUAGGACGAAACCACGUCGCCGUGCCAACGCACUUCUUCAAGGUGUUGAUCUUGGAGCAGGUGGACGGCAGAGGGGUGGAGCUUCGGUCGUACGUUUUACCAAACGAACCAAUCGAUGAGAAGAUUCCUCUUGAGCGUUUCCUGGUUCCCAUAGAAACCAUAGAGAGAGCGUCAGGACUCCAGUUUGUCCCCAACAUCAUGAAGAGGACCAGCAGCCUGCAGGCCAUCGCUGCCAUAGACUGCAGCUCCCACAAUGCACCUGUGAGUCCCUCUAUCAGUGCCAGAUAGACUACACCUCCCACAAUGCAUCUGUGCAGCACAGAUCAUCUCUGCACAUAAACUGUUUGUCCAGUGAUGACCUGUAUGGAUUAUUUUCCAUUGAUUGUUAUUGAUCUGUCUAAUAUUGAUUCUUGUUGAUCUGUUAUUGAUUAGUUAUUGAUCUGUUAUUGAUUAUUGUUACA
Messenger RNA from Plectropomus leopardus (leopard coralgrouper), 639 nucleotides. The record is from RefSeq and is a predicted model, not a curated record. Lineage: Eukaryota; Metazoa; Chordata; Actinopteri; Perciformes; Serranidae.